UGUCCCGGUCCAAAUCCGGUUCUUACACGGCAGACAACACAUAUUUAGUGGGAGGUUGGAGGUGCCUCGCUGGUGGGUGUAACAUGAUGCUCCAUCACAUGGUGGAUGGAAAUUUCCACUGAGUCUCGCCGCUUAUUAAAUGGGAAGGGUCUCCGGCGCUGCUCCUCAUUUAGUCCGCCUCCCCAGCCCGCAGCUGUCCGCCUCCAUUCAAACCAGGUAGAUCAGGCUCACAGAGCUCUAGAGAGACGCCGCUCGCCACCUCGUGAACUUUGAACGCCGUUGGACACCCACCCUCCCCUUCCUUCUUUUCGCUCUGCCGUGUGAGGUGUCAGGAUGCCGGGAGCCAUGGACCGCAUGGAGCUGAAGAAGGUCUCGACCGAGGGCGACGACGACAGCGGCGACAGCUUCGAUGGCGGCUACACGGAGCCCAUCGACGCGGAGAAGGCCACCAUUAACAGUCAGUUCACGGACGACGCAGAUGAUGCUGAAAGUCAGAAGUUCCUGUCCAACGGGAUGAUGAAGAAGAAGAAAUACGAAGAGUACCAUGAAGAAUAUCACCCGGGUCACACUUCCUUCGGCAUGUCGGUGUUUAACCUGAGUAACGCCAUCAUGGGCAGCGGGAUCCUGGGUCUGUCUUAUGCCAUGGCCAACACUGGCAUCUUGUUAUUCACGGUCCUCCUGGUGGCCGUGGCCAUCUUGUCUCUGUAUUCUGUUCACCUGCUGCUGGUCACAGCAAAGGAAGGAGGUUCCCUCAUCUACGAAAAGCUGGGGGAGAGAGCCUUCGGGUGGCCGGGGAAAACGGCGGCGUUCGUGUCGAUAACCAUGCAGAACAUCGGAGCCAUGUCCAGCUACCUCUUUAUUGUCAAAUAUGAGUUACCGGAGGUGAUCCGUGCGUUCCUGGCCCUAGAGGAGAGCUCUGGUGAAUGGUACCUGAAUGGAAACUACCUUGUGGUGUUUGUGUCAGUAGGCGUCAUUCUCCCUUUGUCUCUUCUCAAAAACCUGGGGUAUCUGGGCUACACCAGCGGCUUCUCUCUGUCCUGCAUGGUGUUCUUCCUUGGUGUGGUCAUCUACAAGAAAACGCAGCUGCCCUGUCCUCUUCCUUUCUUCUUCCAACACUCAUCAAACUUCAGCGCCAAUGCUUCUGAGGUCCUGGGGCCAUACGCGCUGCACAAUGCCACCGCGCACAUGGACUUCUCCCGGGCCGACGUCUCCCCGGCUGUUCAGGGCAGCCAUGAUGCCCAUCACGCCACGGGCGUCUACGUCGAGCCUCAUCCCGAUGACGAGGAGAUGUGCACGCCCAAAUACUUUGUCUUCAACUCGCAGACGGCGUACACUGUUCCCAUCCUGGCAUUUGCCUUCGUCUGCCACCCGGAGGUCCUUCCCAUCUACAGCGAGCUGAGAGACCGCUCGCAGAAGAAGAUGCAGGCUGUCUCCAACCUCUCCAUCCUCGCCAUGCUGGUCAUGUACAUGGUGUCAGCGCUGUUCGGCUACCUCACCUUCUACAAUAACGUGGAAGCGGAGCUGCUCCACACCUUCACCAAGGUCUACAAGUUUGACACCAUGCUGCUCCUGGUGCGCCUGGCCGUGCUGACCGCCGUCACCCUGACUGUGCCCAUCGUGCUGUUUCCCAUUCGUUCCUCCAUUACCACCAUGCUGUUCAGUGGCCGAGAGUUCAGCUGGACUCGCCACCUGCUCAUCGCCGCCGCCAUCUUGGGGUUCAACAAUGUGCUGGUCAUCUUCGUCCCCACGAUCCGAGACAUCUUCGGCUUCAUCGGAGCGUCUGCGGCCACCAUGCUCAUCUUCAUCCUGCCAGCUGCUUUCUACCUGCGCCUGGUCAAGACACAACACUCACGCUCCCCACAGAAGAUUGGAGCGACCAUUUUCCUCACCGUGGGAAUCGUCUUUAUGAUCGGCAGCCUUUCGCUCAUUGUUAUGGACUGGAUUCACAACCCACCCGGUUCCGGUGAUCACUAAGCCCCUCCCCCUCGCAAACAACCACCUCACACCAGGCGCCCCCUAAACAACUACCCCCCACCCCCCUACUGCCCCCCA
Messenger RNA from Lampris incognitus (smalleye Pacific opah), 2052 nucleotides. It is a transcript of the gene slc38a4, whose product is annotated as solute carrier family 38 member 4. Gene Ontology annotation, molecular function: amino acid transmembrane transporter activity. The record is from RefSeq and is a predicted model, not a curated record. Gene Ontology annotation, biological process: amino acid transmembrane transport. Lineage: Eukaryota; Metazoa; Chordata; Actinopteri; Lampriformes; Lampridae. The transcript is spliced from 16 exons. Bases 334 to 1974 code for a protein of 546 amino acids.